Molecule: messenger RNA, 2249 nt
Organism: Chinchilla lanigera (long-tailed chinchilla)
Lineage: Eukaryota; Metazoa; Chordata; Mammalia; Rodentia; Chinchillidae
Gene: Cimip6
Product: chromosome unknown open reading frame, human C2orf73
Exons: 6
Coding region: 142-927 (261 amino acids)
Source: RefSeq, a predicted model, not a curated record
AAAUCACAGACCAAGUAGCCACUGCUGCUCUCACUGGACUUCAUUCGUGCCCAGCAACUAUCCAAGGCCACAUUCUACACCGCAGAAUGCAGACAACAUGCGCAGAGGGGGCUCCUAGACUCAGAGAUCCAGAUAGCAGUAAUGGGCCGGAAGCCUUGGGAACAAAUGGGACCCAAACAGCACAGCCUGCAAGUAAAACCUCAGAGGCUGGCAGAGACAACAACAAAAAGGGAAAUUUACAUCAGACAGCAUAAUACAGAACGUGCUGGUGUGGUAUACGUAGCUGAAAAAAAAGAAGAAAUCAAACAUGAAAAACAUCCUGGAAACAGCAUACAACAUUCAAAACCAUGUGUGAGGAGAGGACGUGUAAAUUAUGCUAAGUUCAUUAACACAAAUGCAAGAACAUACAAUGAACCAGUCCCCUACAUAGACCCCAGAAAGGGGCCAGAAGAGCAGUGUGACUGGUGGUCACAUGGUAAAGCAGCAGAAUGUACCUUCCAACCACUGUACGAUACGCAGAGCACCCAGAGAAGUGACUUCCGAAGACCAACAUGUCCUUUGGUCUUGCCGGUCAAACACAGCAGACUGCAGAAGCCUUCUUGUGGAAUAGUUCCACUUGCCUGUCCAGAUGCAUCAACAGAACUUCAAAACAAUUUUAUAGAAUAUAUCUCUUUUAUACAUCAAUAUGAUGCCAGGAAUUCUCCCAAUGAGCCCAUCCAGGGAAAGAGACAUGGAGCUUUUGUGCAGAGAGAGAUAAAACCAGGGAGUAGGCCAAGAGUUCCUACGGGAACAGAGGUAUUAUUGAAUGCUCCGGGGUCAUGCUCAUCAGAACAGUCAAAAAAAACAGAGACAGGAAAUUCAGCAGGAAGCAGAAUGAUCUCACCAGGUCUCUGCCAACAAAAUUCCCAAGAGCUGUUAGAGACUUAAAACUCACUUAUCAGAAACAGACGGCAGAUAGACAGCCAAGUCACACCCCAGAAGCCUGAAAGAAGGGAGAAGACUGCAGGCAUCUUUCAAACAACUGUAGGACAUUCUCUUCUCACCAGGUAUAAGCCUUUAAAUCCACCAAUAAAAAAUCAAGAUAAGUUGUCUUCUUCAGAUAAAAACACAAUCCCUGGAAUAUAGAGAAAUUUCUGAAUUGUUAUUCAGGUGCUGGCACACACUUUUGUCAUAAAAAAACUCAAAAUAUAUAGUUUACAUAUAGGAAAAAGGGGGGAAAAAGACAAACAGGUUUUAAUAGUGAUAUCUGAAGAGAUAUAUUAUGAGACAUUGUUUCAUAACAUGUAUAAGUAAAACAACUUUGUUUGCAUAUAAUGAACAUUACUAACAAGUAUAAACUUUUAAAGGAGAAGCCUUAUUGGUCAUUGGUUAUAGUUUUGAAAUCAAAAUAAACGGGUUUAGAAUAUUGGCUCCAUAUCACAUGAGCUACUUGACUGGGGGUAAGUUAUUUAAUCUCUAUCGACUUCAGUUUUCUCAUCUAUAACAUUAGGAAAAUAACAACGUUAGAAGAUUCUUGAUCAUGAGAUUACAUACAAUGAUCAGUAAGUUGUCAGUAUAAUCAUUAUCGCUAUUCCUAAAAUUUAAAUUUAAGGAUUAUGUCCUAUAAGUUUCCCUCAUUUUAAAACUUAGAAUUCCUCUAUAUACAAUUAAAAGUGCAAAAAUCUAAAAUAUUUCUCAUUAGGUGACACACAUACACAUUUAACUCAAAGAUGAUGGAUACUUAGGAUAUCAAAAUAUUUCCCAAAUUAUUUUCUGUUUUACUGAUUUCUAAUGCUAACUCAACCUACUCUUUGGACAGUUUGGUAAAUAUCAAUUCUACCAGCUAUUUAAUUUGGUAUGUUUGAUAUGCGAUGAUGUAUCCACUAUAAGGUAUGUUAUACUGUGUGCAAGAGGAAGUGGAACACUUUUAUACUACAAAGAGUAUAAAUUUUCAUGGCAAAAUAUCAGUUUCUCACUAUUAUCUGUAAUGUUGACAAGGCUACAAUGUACCUUUACCCUUUUAUCCUCCACCAAAGAGCUUUUAAUAUACUAAGUGCCAUGAAUACAAUAUAUUUGUGUGUCAGUUCUUACAACAUGGCCAGAUAAAGCUAAUAAUGAACUUCUAUUUGAAAGACUUUACAAUGAUAAAUAAAAUAGCUGAACAACAAAUAUAUACCCAAGCUCAUAAAACAGUAAAACUUUCAUGUUCCAAAAUAGUUCAGUGGUAGAGGACUUGCCUAGCAUGUGCAAGGCCCUGGGCUCAAUACCCA